This is a messenger RNA of Helianthus annuus (common sunflower), 1241 nucleotides long. RefSeq names its product protein LIGHT-DEPENDENT SHORT HYPOCOTYLS 4. Lineage: Eukaryota; Viridiplantae; Streptophyta; Magnoliopsida; Asterales; Asteraceae. Gene Ontology annotation, cellular component: nucleus. Gene Ontology annotation, biological process: response to light stimulus; mRNA transcription. Bases 501 to 1112 code for a protein of 203 amino acids. The transcript has a single exon. The record is from RefSeq and is a predicted model, not a curated record.
ACCAUCCAUCAUCUCCAAAGCGUACUGUCAACCUUUUCCAUUUCCACAAAAGCCCUAAUUUCAAAACUUUUUUUUGGACAAUUGCACAACCACUUAUCCAAACUCUCUAUACUUCUCUCUCAAGUACUUCCAGCUGCAUUCACUUUUCUAGGUAAAAAGGAAUGAAAGCUAACUCCUCACUCUAGAUUUCCAGUUUUCUACCAAUCUAUUUGAACAAACAAAACUUGCAAAAGCAAAGCAAGUCACUUCACUUGAUCAUCCACUUUUUCUAGCUUUUUUCAUGCUUAAAGAUCCACCCAUCACAAAUCUUGAUCUACACCCACAUGCCAUCUUUUUCAUCUUCAUCUAUAACAAGUUUACCACUUUAAGAAUCUUGAUCAAACCCUAGUCAACACACACAAUUAGGGUUUGUUCUUUCUUCAAUAUAUAACCCUAUUUAACUUAGAUCUCUCUCUCUCUCUCUCUUUUUGCCCUUAAUUAUACAUCAAAAUCACAUCAAAAUGGAUAAAUACCACUCUUUUACCAUGGAUGAUGUUGUUCCACAACUACAAGAAGUUGACUCCACCAUCACCACAAACUUUAGCACAAACAUGUUGUCUCCAACAUCCUCUUCUUCUUGUUCAUCUUAUUCAUCUUCUUCAAGCUCUUCAACCGCCACCACUCUCAGCCGCUACGAGAACCAGAAACGCCGUGACUGGAACACCUUCGGGCAGUACCUCCGCAACCACCGCCCGCCGUUGACUCUUUCCCGGUGCUCCGGUGCACAUGUUCUUGAGUUUCUCCGGUACCUUGACCAGUUUGGCAAAACAAAAGUCCACACACAACUUUGUCCAUUCUUCGGUCACCCUAACCCUCCGGCACUCUGCCCGUGCCCUCUCCGGCAGGCCUGGGGCAGCCUUGAUGCUCUCAUCGGCCGGCUCCGGGCAGCCUAUGAAGAGAACGGUGGGAAGCCGGAGACUAACCCGUUUGGUGCUCGAGCUGUGAGACUUUAUCUACGUGAAGUUAGGGACUCUCAAGCUAAAGCUAGAGGGAUCAGUUAUGAGAAGAAGAAGAGAAAACGGCCACCGCAGCUGCCACCACCACCACCGCCACCACCGACGGAGCUUUCUUGAUUCAUCAAGUUAGAUGCUUUCUAGUCAUAAUAAGUUAAUGGUUAAUACCCAUUGUUAAAUUAAAUAAUGGGUAUAAAACUUUGUAUUUUAAAUAUUCAACUCUUUGGUAAUUUCUUGAAAAUGGUUUCC